UGACUGAAUGGCAAUACAUGACUGGAAAUAGAAGUGAAGUCUUAAUCCUUUGGUAACUUCUGCGUUAAGCAUAUUGUGCUGGUCACUGUUAGAGGCAGAGCGGCAGGAUUGCUUUCUGGUCUAAUGGCAAGCCUAUAUUUUUAAGAAUUUUAGUGAAUUUUAUUAGUUAAUGAGAUCAUUCCACAUUUGGUGUCUGUCUUGCUUUAUAUAGAUCUUCUAACCAGUCCUUUGAGACCAGUGAUUUGUCUGUAUCCUUGGACCUUGGAUUGUUACAGAACCCCUGAAAGCCUGAGUGUCUUCAUGUGUGGCCCUCACCCAAAGCAGUAACAGACUUGCUGAAAAUGAUUCGUGUAGAUGAUAGCACCCCAAGUUUACCUAAUUUGACAACUCCCCCCCCCCCCCCCCCAAUAUGUCACUAUUAAGCUUUGCAUUUGAUAGCGUUCCCUGGAUAAGCAGGAGAAGCUUUGUUGCAGAUGGCAUUGGACCAGACUUGAGGUCUGCCUGUGAAGAGUACUUGUGCUGCUUGUGCUAUUUUCCUUUCACUGGAGCUAAAACUUGACCAAGCAUCAGAGCUGCUUCCUCUCUUUGGUUCUGGAGAGAAAAGCAAGCUGUCAUGGAUGCUGCUUACCAGAAUGAGCUGGCACAGUCUCAUAGGCUAAAAGGGCUGUGGUGCCUAUAGCUGAAUGUUGAGCCACAUGAAAUGGUUCUUGGCUGCAGGAGCAUUAACAUUUUAAUUUGGACCAGGAGUGCUCGUUUAAAGAAAUCCUCUCAAUUGUCUCCACUUACAGAACUUUGGCUCCUAUAGCUAAGUGGCUUCGGUGUGCAAACUGGAUUCCUGUUGGAUUGAAUGAAAUUAGAAAGUGCUCCAACCACUGAAUGCCCAGCCACAGUGUGUUCUGUCAUUGGAGCGUGAUACUGCUGCUGAAAUAUAAAACCUCACAACAUGCACAGUGUGGGUGUCAGGUCCUUAGCACCAAUUAUUUUAUUGCUCUGUGUGGAUCUAGUCCUGCUGGGCUGCACUACAUGCUAAUGGAAACACAGCCCUUACCUGCUGGGUGAGAAGGAAGUAAACACAAGGUGUAGGCUUUAAUGAAGUGCUCUUAGGAUAGCAGGACUUACUAUUGGCCUGCACCACCCUUCAGAAUAAUGGGACUACAAGGUGGUGAAAGGGCAGUGUCUAGAACUGUAGAAUAUCUUAUUUCUCUUUAAAGAAAGAUAAAAACAGCUGGGGUGCAGAUGGGUACUCAUGACAUGACAUUAUAUUUGUUCUGAGCAGUUCUUCAGCUUCUGUUUUUUAUUACUACUGGUUUUUGCUUCCCUUAAGUAAAAAUAUCUGUAUGUGUGUAUAUAUACAUAUUUCUUAUUUGCUUAUCAAAUGUCACUUCCCUUCCAAGUUAGAUUUAGAGUAGUCUGUACAGAUUCUGGAGUGCGACCAAGUUCAUGUGCGCAGCAGAAGAGCAGCUAUUAUGGCAGAAACAAAGCAUCCUCCUCCCCUAGAAUUUUUAAUUUAAUAACCACAAAGUUUACGUCAAGACUAGAAUGUCUCAAGGGCUAGACUUGUUAGUGUUGGUAUUGAGUGGCUUUAAGAAAAUUAACUGUUGUGGAUGACUUGUACUUCAGUUUACAGCAGUUUGUAGUUCUUGCUUGACUCUAGGAUGAGAUCGUACAGCAGUGUUUUGCUGUACUUUUAAACACAAAAGAUUGAAGUUCUAAGCAGAGGGCUAUGAUUUCACACUAGUUUCAUAUUUUGUGUGGUUUGUUGCUGUUUUUGAUUAUAAAGCACCUGCAUCCAGGGAGUAAAAAAAAUAAAAAUAAAAAAAUGAAAGGACAUAUACUGGAGUUCUUGAAAGAUUGCUCUCUCACUGGAAAAUAUGUACUUUUUGUGCUGCAACCACUGAUAAGAUUUAUUUUAUAUGUUUUGUGAAGAAACAAUGUGAAAUAGGCAAUGAUUUUAUUUUACGUGGGUUCUAUUAAAAAUGUGUUAUUUCAGCUGGGUUCAAAACUUGCAAACAGGCUCUUACUUCAGCUUUAAAUAUCAGCUGCUCCUUCUGAUGCCUGUAAUGGAACGGAUGUCAUGUUGUAGCUGCAGGAUAUCUAUCUGGUAACAGUUUGUUAAUGUUGGUAUAUGAGAUCAUUUGUCUGGCAGUUGAUAUUAAUAAUUCCUUUGGUCAUAGUGCUGAAAUGCUCAGUGAGAUCCUACUCACUAGGCAUUAUUUCACAGCGCUGAUUACCAGCCUAGCAAUGUUCCACCUUCUGAAAAAGGAAAGAAAGCAGUGGUGAGCUUUGCAUAUGCUUGCCAUGUCAGUUUGUUGUAUCUUUCUUUGUUAAAAUGAAACACUCCUCAGUAAAUUCCUGUAGCCUAAUUAGGUUUCUCUUAAGCUUCUUGCAGCUCUGUAAGUGUCCAUGCAGCAGUAAAGAUACUGAGCACACAUGUACAUCUUUCAUGGAAAUACCACUACAAAUCUGAUUGUGAGCCCUUUAAAAAAAGCAUUUGGGGGGGAAAAAAAUCCCUAUCCUAUUGGACAGGAGGUGCAGCUUAGGGCCGGAGCUGAGCAUGGGUGUGGGAAGGUUUGAAGCAAGUCUUGGCCUUUUACCUCUUCGCUGAUGGCUGAAGGUGAGUCUUAAGGUGCAGCAUUAUGCCUCUGUUCUGGCUUGGCCUUUCCUCAGUAAUGAGAGCUAAGGAGUGUGCUCCGCAGAAGGAGACUUAUUGCAAGUAGUCUCACUCAAGAAACAGCUUAGUGAGGAAGUGAUUGAAAGUAUGGUCUUUUGACGUGGAAACCACGCUUCCAGCCUGGGGCCGUUUUGGAGGAAAACAAACAAGACCCAAGCCCUCUGGCUUUUGAGCUUUUCAGGAACCAAGGCUAUUCUCCCCCUUAAUGCUGUUUGGCUUUCCCUUCCACCAGAGGCUUCCAUCACUGAACAACCUCUUGAUUUUCUCUGGCUUUGCUUUGAGACUAGCUCUUGUUCUCUCUCAUGGUUGCAAGAAGAAGCACUCUAUGUGGCAUUUCUGUUGUUUUUUUGUUGUUGUUUUCUUUUUACACCACAGUUGACAUUGAGAGAGAUGAAUGCACCUUGAUCAUUUUAUUUACUCUCAUAGAAAGACAUGUUCUUGCUUGACUGAACAAAUUGGUUUUACCAGUGGGUUAUCUUGUUUCUGAUUUACAGGUAACUUAAUAAUGUGGCAUAACAAGCAACCUACGUGCUUGACUCUUAAAUUGGUGUGCAGUUGGAUACCAGGUGCUUGAGGGCUGAUUCUUAGGGUACUUCUGCUGUUUACAUGCCCAAGGCUGCAUAGCUGGUCCUCGUCAGAGUUUGACUUGAAUGAAAUUCGCCUGAUAGUUUACCAGGACUGUGAGAGAAGAGGCAGACAGGUCUUAUUUGAUUCCAAAGCAGUCCGUAAAAUUGAUGAAGCUGUGGUUCAGGUAUGAAAUGAAAAUGGCAGAGGACGCUCCUGUAAAGACUUCUGUCAGGAACUGUCAAGCAAGCAAUGGGAACAACAGUAUUUCUUCCCAUAAUCCCUCAAUAAGUGUUAUGCAAAAUGUCAAAGAGCAAAUACCGAAGUAUCAGUACACUAGACCAGCUUCUGACGUCAAUAUGCUGGGAGAAAUGAUGUUUGGCUCAGUGGCAAUGAGUUACAAAGGCUCCACCUUGAAAAUUCACUACAUACGCUCUCCCCCACAACUGAUGAUAAGUAAAGUCUUCUCAGCCAGGGUAGGAAGCUUCAGUGGAAGCAACAAUAACUUACAGGAUAGCUUUGAAUAUAUUAGCCAAGAUCCCAGCCUUGGAAAGCUGAGCUCUAAUCAGAAUGGCUUGGGUACCUGUCGCAGUGGAAGUAAUUUAGCACAUAGUACACCUGUCGAUAUGCCCAGCAGAGGACAAAACGAGGACAGAGACAGCGGCAUUGCUCGGUCAGCAUCUCUGAGCAGUCUUCUGGUUACUCCUUUUCCAUCUCCAAGCUCUUCAUCAUCAUCUUCUAGCAGCUAUCAACGUCGUUGGCUCCGAAGUCAGACAACCAGUUUAGAGAAUGGAAUUAUUCCAAGAUGGUCAACUGAAGAAAUGUUUAGUAUGGCUGAUGAGAGCUGCAGCUCCAAUCCUGCAAUGGUCCGGAGGAAAAAAAUUGCCAUCAGCAUAAUCUUCUCUCUGCCUGAAAAAGAAGAUGCACAGAGAAACUUCCAAGAUUUCUUUUUCUCUCACUUCCCUCUCUUUGAAUCCCACAUGAACAAACUGAAGUAUGCAAUAGAAAAGGCCAUGAUCUCAUGUAGAAAAAUAGCAGAAUCCAGCCAGAGAGUGCAGGUUUAUAUCAGCCGUGUCAUGGAUGCCCUGGGAGAAUUCAGAAUUACCAUCUGGAACCUAUAUUCUGUUCCAAGGAUUGCAGAGCCAGUGUGGCUUAAUAUGAUGUCCAACACCCUGGAAAAGAACCAGCUAUGCCAGCGUUUUCUUAAAGAAUUUACAUUUCUGAUAGAACAGAUCAACAAAAAUCAGUUCUUUGCUGCUUUGUUAACUGCGGUGCUGACGUAUCAUCUGGCUUGGGUCCCAACAGUAAUGCCAGUUGACCAUCCUCCUAUAAAGGCCUUCUCUGAGAAGCGUACUUCACAGUUUGUGAACAUGCUCGCAAAAUCCCAUCCAUAUAACCCUCUUUGGGCACAGCUUGGUGAUCUCUAUGGUGCCAUAGGCUCUCCAGUUAGAUUGACUCGAACUGUUGUUGUUGGAAAACGUAAGGAGUUGGUGCAGCGCUUGCUCUAUGUUCUAACUUACUUCAUUCGGUGCUCUGAGCUACAGGAAAAUCAGCUGACAUGGAGCGAGGCAGUUGGAGAAGAAGAACAAGUGCUAAAUGGAAGCAAGAUCACAACUGCACUAGAAAAAGGAGAGAUAGAAGAGUCUGACUAUGUCGUUGUCACUGUCAAAAAUGAACCUGCUCUUGUGCCUCCAAUCCUACCUCCAAAGAGUGAUCGAAAUAAGAACCAUACUAUUGCAGAGUGGGUAUAUAACCCAAAGGGCACUUACACUGUGCCAACCUCUUCAAAAGAAAAGAAGGAAAUAAUAGGAAAAGUCAGUCAGAAUUCUGAAACAUCUGUUGACUGUCUAACUAGCACUUUACAUAAAGGAGCAACUGAUAGUGGGAAAAGAAUUGUCACUGAUACAGGAGCUGUGCCCUACCAUUUUGAAGAGCCAUCUAAUUUGGAGGAUUUAACGGAUGUAAGGAAGAACAAAAACCAGAAUGAAAGAAAAGUGGAAAAGCAGUUGUCUAGUAGGUCGUCUGCUUUACCUUGUCCUGAAAGGUCUGGCCACAGGAGUUUACAUUUAGAAAAAGUCACCUUUCAGAUUGGAAGCUCUGCAUCGCCAGACUCAGACUUAGAAACUCGAAGGAGAGAAAUGGAAGAGAAUCUGAAGGUAUUGAGAAAAAAUACAGAGGUAAUAAUACAUUGUGCCUCAAGUUCUACAAAUCUGACUGUGGAUGCUUCCCAGAAUCAAAAAGAAAGCUGUGAAACUGCCUCUUUGCCAUACAGUAAGCACAGUAUUUGUUAUGCACAGAUCCCAUUUUGUGAGGGACAGGGGAGUAUCCUUAAUAACCAACAUAUGGAAAAUAAAGGAACUGAAGGAAAUUUAGAGAACACAGUAUCAGGUGAAGUACUUUUGUCAAUUGAUAACAUAGAAACUGUAACAUUGCCAAGUGAAAAAGAAACUAGAACUUCAUGCUCUGGCAAUCUGGAGAGCUAUUCACCUGGCUGUGUAGAAGUAGAUUCUGCUGUCAAAAGAGAGUCCCCUAAACUAGGUGUUAAAGAUGUCCCCUGUGGGGAUGCUAGAAGGAAAACCCCUUUCAGAGUUGAGGGGGACAUUCCAAGGAAUGAGAGUUCAGACAGUGCUCUUGGAGCCAGCGAUGAAGAAGGUGAUUGUUGUAUUCCUGAUGAAGUGCGUCACGAUAACGUCAGCAAACGACUUGAAGAGUUUGCAGAAGUGGAACUUCCUUUACCAAGAUCAAACACAGUCAGCAGACAGUGUGUGAAAAACUUCGGAAGAUCACUUCUAGGUGGUUACUGUCAUACAUAUGUGCCUGAUCUAGUGCUGCAUGGAGUAAAUAAUGAUGAAAAACUUAAGCAGUGUCUACUAGCAGACCUACUUCAUGCAAUGCAUCAUCCAGUGCUAGAUGAACCAAUAGCAGAAGCUGUCUGUAUUAUUGCAGACACAGAUAAGUGGAACGUACAAGUAGCUACAAGCCAGAGAAAAGUGAUGGACAGUAUGAAGUUAGGCAAAGAUGUCUUGGUGUCAAGUCAAGUAUCCAGUUUACUGCAGUCUAUUUUACAGCUUUAUAAACUCAACCUUCCGGCUGACUUUUGCAUAAUGCAUCUUGAGGAUAGACUACAAGAGAUGUAUCUCAAAAGCAAAAUGCUUUCAGAAUAUCUGCGAGGACAUACAAGAGUGCACAUAAAAGAACUAGGAAUUGUAUUAGGGAUUGAAUCCAAUGACUUGCCUUUGUUGGCUGCUAUAGCAAGUACACAUUCCCCAUACGUUGCUCAAAUACUCUUAUAAAUUAAAAUCUCAGGAUAGUCAUUCCCUUAAAAUAAAGAAUACGGGCAUGUUGGAAGAGGAACAGAGGUGCCAAACACUGGUAAAUGGGAACACUGAGAAAAGCAGAUAACUGUACCUUCUACCACCUUUCCAUUCCAAUUUCAGCUGGAUGCUUGGUCGGAGGACUUCAGUUUACAUAAUCUAAAAGGCAUUCAGGUGUUUCAUUUAAUUUCUCUUCUGACUUAAUGACUGCAUCCUUGCAUUUUGUCUUUAAUCAAAGGACAAAAGCAAACAUUAUGUGGCAUACUACUAGCUGCCAUCCAAAACGCUGCUCAAAACCAUGAAGUAACAGUUAAAGAACAAGUGGGCUGGAAAGGAUGUCGUCACACUGUGCUUCUGAGUGUGGUGUAGUGUAUGUUUCUUUGCUGGGGAAGAAAAGCUGUAAACUAUGUAUAUAGCAUUCCUAUAUGCAAAUACAUUGGAUGGAACAUGAUUUUCUUGCAGAGCAUAAGCAUGAUUUUGUGUAGUAAAAGUGACCAGCUCAGAAGAGGAGUCUGUAUUUAGCAGCCAAAUGUUAUCUGGAAAUGGAGGUGUGCAUGAGGUGAUGUGACUUUUUCCUUGAAGGACAAGAAAUGAAGAAAGCUGCCGCUGCUUCUCUAUUAAUAAGGUAUUCAAAUGGCUUAUGACUAGAAGUAAUUCUACCCUGAAAAUGGAAUGAACUGAGAUUUUUUUGUAGGAAAGCCUUAUGGAAUUUCUGCUACAAGUUUACAUUUGUUACUGAUGCAACUUUAAUACUUUUUUUGAGUUUCUGUAUGAAUUAAACCUGUGUCUUGGUGUCAUCAAGUAUUGCUAUCUCUGAGGAGUAUGGAUUUGACAAACUUCUGUAUGACACCAGUGCUAUAGUGCACAUGUGUACACAUGUACACCAGACAAUUGGCACCAACUGAAGACAAUCUUACUGGGGGAAGAGUCUUUAUGGAACCUUCAGUCAAAAGUAUUACUUUUCUGGUUAUUAUUUGGUCAAUAUAAGCAGGCAUAAAAGGUGAGCGUUGCUUAAAGUAAAACGAAAUGUACAGGGCAAACUCCCCUGAUAUUUGAUAUUACUAUGAAUGUUUGCAAUUACCCUUUUUGAUUUUACAGAAAUCUUGAACUAUCAUACGGGUGCCUUUCCUUAGUAGAUUAACUGCUUUGAGACCAGAAACUACUUCUCCAUGAGUUGAUACUGGCCUUCUAUAUUUCUAGGAAGCAAAAUGAAAUUUUGUAUUUUACUGUUUUCAUGUUGGUGAUAACAUGAAUGUAAAAAAAAAAAAAAAAAAAAAAUUGCAUAAAGCACUGUUGAGCUGGAUGUGAAAUUAUGGACCAGACUGAGGAAAGAAAAGAAAUUUAAAAAAGCAUUCUUAAGGAAAAGGAAUAAUAAAUGUUGGACCAUUUUGUUCUGAGCCAGCAUGAAUGAGGUCUGAAACUGACAGCUUGCAAGUGAGUUGCUGGCAAAAACAAUUGUUUGGGAAUAGCAAACUGAGAAACUUCUGGUCACCAGUUAUUUGUUGUCCUCAUUGGUGAUUGGAGUUUUUUUAACACUGAAGGGAUGCACUUUUAUUAAAAGUGGUUUUAUUUCAUACUACCUUGAUGUUUGGACUUUUCUACAGUAAACUUUAAAUGAUUUGAAACAAUGAAAUGUGCAUUUUGUGAGUUGUUUAAAUGUGAUUGGGGUCUUGAUUAACCUUGUGUUGCUUUUUGAGGGGAAAUGGGUAGACUGACUUACUGUGAAGAGGGGUUGUUUCCAAGUAGAGGGAUACCUAAUAUUCUGAUACAAAAAUUCUAAAGCUGUUCCUUAUAUGCUGGCUUUCUGAGCUGACAUUCCAGAUGUUUCUUUUAUUGUGUUUUCAUAGACUUGUCUCUAGCCUACAGAGGCUAAAAUCUUUCUGUGGUUCAGAUCUACUUGUACUGCAAAUAAUUAAGCCGAUUUUUCAUAUCUUUAGUCUGUGAAUCCUUGUAUCUACUGGAAAGCAAGCUUCUCUCUGCAUCUAUUUGUUAGUGGAUAUCACUCUAUUUCACAAAUAGAGUCAAAACAAAGUAAGAACCAUGGAGCAAAUUGUGUAUUCCUGAACUGGCCCUGUAUGGGGAGUGUGUGGGUGCAUGCAUGUAGGACUGUGAAACUCUUUCCCUGAGUGUAUAUAAAAAUUCUCAUGUACUUCUUCUAUUUCAUGUUAGGCUUAAUUAAUAGUUGCAUUUAUUAAAAGACAGUUCCAGUUCUCCUAAGGCAUUAGUUGGCUUUUUAUCUCAACAGACUGGCAGUUUUUCAGUGUGCAGAGGCACCUUUGCUAUCAUAGAGUCGGCUGACUUUGACUUCCUUAGAACACGUUCAGUGAUUUCAAGGCUAAUGUUGGUAACAUCUGAUUUUUACUACACAGGUUAUUACAAAAAUAAUAAUAAUCUGCCUUUUGGCAAGACAUUAAUCUAGGUAUGGAAUGUGCGCUGAUGGUCAAAGUGCUUGGAUUUUCUUCAGCCCAGGCUAAAACUUUGUAGUUCUUGCUGCUUUCUCAAACAUUUUGCUGCUCUUCAGAAAUCAUAUGAAGAACUACCUUGUUCUGACAGUUUUAGUUUGGGGAGGGGAAAUUCAACAUGAAAUCUGUUUAUUACUGUUAAAAAGGUUUUAGUCUAAAGAAAGUUAAAUACAUAUCUUUCCCCUCCACCAAAUGUUCUACCUCAGUUGAUGGGAUUCCACCUUCUAGGGCUUUUUCGACUCAGUCUUUAACUUGUUUUUGGUAGCAUCUUGCCAUUUGUGAUAUAUUAUGGCAUGACAGGGCAGUAGGUGUUUACAGAUGCUGUUAGACAUCUAAUAGGGCAUGUUUCUGUUUUUGUUUUAAUUGAAUGAGAUCAUAUGAAUGUACAGAGGAGUUGAAAGUUGAUUAUGUAGCUUAGUUUUCAAAUACUCCAAAGUUUUUAUCAGUAUUACGUAGGUUUUUCUGUAAACUUAAUAAACGCAUACUUUAAGUGGGAGUGCACACUCUUUCCAAAAUCCCACGUAAAUGCAGUUUACACAGUGCAAUUUCAGGAAUGUAUUCCUUUUUUUUUUUUUUUCAGGCAAGGCUCAGCAUUGAUACACAGAGGGGAGGAAUGAACUACUAAAUUUCGUAGCAUUUUAAUGAACUCCUUAAACUAAAACAAUACCAAGAUUGAAUUAUUUUAAAUAAGUUCUUUCUGAUCUAAUGUAUGCAACUGUCUUCUGCCCAGAAGAAACAAAUACAUACUUACUCUAUUAUUUAAUUCAUAUUUCUAAUUACAUUUUCAGAGUUACAGAUUGGACUUUCCCUCCCCCUACUGAAUGCAUUUUUUUAAAAGUGAAAAAGCCUUUUUAGAUGCACCGAACUCUUGUAUAUAGUUUACACAAAAUGAUGAUAGUCCUCGAUUAUAAAUUCUACUUGAGUUAUAAGGACCCGGAUCAAACCUAAGUCUGAACUGCUGAAUGCACUCUAGAUGUGUUUUUUAUAUAUCAAGUAUGCUAAUUUGUCAUACACAGUAGGAUUUCCAUAUAGAUAAAAACGUGUUGCUAUUUUGCAUGUUUGGAGAGCACAAGCUUUUUUUUUAUUUAGGAAUGACUGAAUACUGAUGUCAGACUACAUGUUUUUGAUGGCUUUUUUCAUAUAGUUGUUUAUGUACACUACCACUUUGGUCUAUUUCUCUGCAGCGUUUGGUGCAAUAAACUUUCUGAAAUUAA
Molecule: messenger RNA, 10225 nt
Organism: Gallus gallus (chicken)
Lineage: Eukaryota; Metazoa; Chordata; Aves; Galliformes; Phasianidae
Gene: FNIP2
Product: folliculin interacting protein 2
Exons: 17
Coding region: 3406-6528 (1040 amino acids)
Cellular component (GO): cytoplasm
Molecular function (GO): protein-folding chaperone binding; ATPase inhibitor activity
Source: RefSeq, a predicted model, not a curated record